GCUCUGGACCACAUUAUGCCAACGAGUGGUAGCUGGCGAGCGAGGAAAUUGUAUUUUGGGCUCUUCUUUACUGCUCUUGAACCAGUGGAGUCAUGGCAACACAAGGUCAGGUUAUCACCUGCAAAGCUGCUGUGGCGUGGGAGCCGAACAAGCCCUUAGUGAUAGAGGAUGUCCAGGUUGCGCCUCCACAAGCCGGAGAGGUUCGCGUUAAGAUCCUCUUUUCGGCUCUUUGCCACACUGAUAUAUACACUUGGUCUGGACAGGAUCCUGAGGGUCUUUUCCCAUGUAUUCUGGGCCACGAAGCUGCUGGGAUUGUGGAAAGCGUUGGUGAAGGUGUAAUAGAGGUUCAACCUGGAGAUCACGUUAUACCUUGUUACCUGGCAGAAUGUAGAGAAUGCAAGUUCUGCAAGUCGGGAAAGACAAAUCUCUGUGGCAAAAUUCGUGAAGCUACUGGCGCUGGUGUUAUGUUUGGGGAUCGUAAGAGCCGCUUCUCUGUAAAUGGGAAGCCUAUCUAUCACUUUAUGGGGACAUCAACUUUCAGCCAAUACUCUGUUGUGCAUGAUGUUAGUAUCGCCAAAGUUGAUCCAAAAGCUCCCUUGGAGAAAAUCUGUUUGCUUGGCUGUGGUGUUCCAACAGGUCUUGGAGCAGUCUGGAACGCAGCCAAAGUUGAACCUGGUUCAGUUGUUGCAAUAUUUGGCCUUGGAACUGUUGGCCUUGCAGCAUCUGAGGGUGCGAAAGCUGCAGGGGCUUCCCGGAUAAUUGGAAUAGAUAUUGACAGCAAAAAAUAUGAGCGUGCCAAGACGUUUGGAGUAACAGAAUUUGUGAACCCAAAAGACUAUGAGAAACCCAUCCAACAGGUUAUCAUCGAACUCACUGAUGGUGGGGUUGACUACAGUUUCGAGUGCAUAGGCAACGUGUCUGUCAUGAGAGCUGCUCUAGAGUGCUGCCACAAGGGUUGGGGAACAUCAGUGAUCGUGGGUGUUGCACCUGCUGGAAAGGAGAUCUCCACAAGGCCAUUUCAGCUGGUCACUGGACGUGUAUGGAAGGGAACUGCCUUUGGUGGUUUCAAGACCCGUACUCAAGUGCCUUGGCUUGUUGAGAAAUACAUGAAGAAGGUGGGGUGGAUGGUCCACCCCACCGAUCUGGAUUUUGAAACCCUGGAUGGCAGAAUGGAUGGAGGAUUUGGCGGUUGUUUUGGUGGAGGAUUUGUUAGUGGAAAUGGAGGAUUGAUGGUGAGCUUGGUGGAAGAUUUGAUGCUGUUGGCAGAGGGGCUGGCAUGGUGGUGCUGGAGGAGAUCAAAGUGGACGAAUAUGUCACACACAGUUUGCCAUUUGGGGAGAUUAACAAUAGUUUUGAUCUGAUGCAUGAGGGGAACUGUCUCAGAUGUGUCUUAGACAUGCAUGCUUGAGGCUUACUUUGUGUUCUUAUGGAUGUGCAUGAAAAGCAAAGUGAUGGGUGCUUUUUGUUAUACUUGUUAUGCUUUUUGUUUCUAUAAUCAGCUACAAUGCUUGGAAUAAAUCUCUGGGAUCAGCCUGGUUGUACUGUAAUCCUGUUGGUUAUAAUAACUUCCAAAAACGGUGUAUUUCUAAAGAUUUUGCACUUUUAAAGUUUGAUAUAAAAUGGGUUGCAGAUGAAACCAGA
Messenger RNA from Amborella trichopoda, 1641 nucleotides. Its product is annotated as alcohol dehydrogenase class-3. The record is from RefSeq and is a predicted model, not a curated record. Gene Ontology annotation, molecular function: alcohol dehydrogenase (NAD+) activity; S-(hydroxymethyl)glutathione dehydrogenase [NAD(P)+] activity; zinc ion binding. Lineage: Eukaryota; Viridiplantae; Streptophyta; Magnoliopsida; Amborellales; Amborellaceae. Gene Ontology annotation, cellular component: cytosol. Gene Ontology annotation, biological process: formaldehyde catabolic process.